Messenger RNA from Echinostoma caproni, 762 nucleotides. Lineage: Eukaryota; Metazoa; Platyhelminthes; Trematoda; Plagiorchiida; Echinostomatidae. The record is from the annotation of a GenBank genome assembly.
CUUCGCGAACUUGUCAUCUCACCCAACGCUUCCGAACAAUUUGUGGCGACUGUGUGUGCAUGGUGUCUAGCCCGUCUUCGUCCAAUUUGCAUGGUCCCACCAACCCAGCUGCUUGCUCAACUGCGUCGCAUUUUGCAGUCUGCUGCGUCUAACGCUACUCGCCCGCGAAAUUCAGUCAGUCGUCGACCAGAUGGGACAAAGCGUUCCAGCCGGGUGAGUUCCGACUCUCAUCGUCGUUCCGCGAAACCCACUUUAGAUGCACUGACUCGGAUACGCGAAGGAAGUCCAUUCAAUGAUGGUCCCGGAUCGUUACCACGACCGGUACCGGCCUCUCCAUCAGAUUCUGAGAUGACUUCGGAUACUGAAGAGGAUGAGGACGAGGAUGAAGAUGAUGAUGAUGAUGAUGACGAUGAUGAUCAAGACCAAGAUGGUGAUGGGAAUGGUGACGAGGAGGGUGCUGUUGGUAACGCGGGUGUUAUGCCGUCUAGCACAAAUUUAGCUCCGACUGUUUCUAGCAUAAAAGACUGUUCCACCGGAUUGUCAAGCACCGCUGCCAAGGACGUCAAAUCUUUGCUUGAUUUCAGUCCGGAUUCAUCGGCAAACAAGCAGCUGCUUGGUGCUUGGUCCCGUUGUCCAUUGCUGAUGGAUAUGCUGUACUUGGCGUAUGAGUUACUGCUGGUAAGAAAUUGUCGCACUUCACAAAUUCUGUUUUAUCUUGAACUCAAACAGUUGGAGAAUCGAAUUCGAUGUUGGUAUUAUUAA